Messenger RNA from Malania oleifera, 468 nucleotides. RefSeq lists its product as uncharacterized. The coding region runs from base 1 to 468 and encodes 155 amino acids. Lineage: Eukaryota; Viridiplantae; Streptophyta; Magnoliopsida; Santalales; Ximeniaceae. The record is from RefSeq and is a predicted model, not a curated record. The transcript has a single exon.
AUGUCUCCAUAUAGAUUAGUGUAUGAAAAGGCUUGCCAUUUGCCUGUAGAGCUGGAACAUAGGGCGUAUUGGGCUAUUAAGCAAUGCAAUUUUAACUUUGAUAACGCUGGUUGUGUGAGAAAAUUGCAAUUAUCUGAAUUGGAUGAGUUUAGGAUGGAUGCUUACAACAAUUCUAAAUUGUCCCAGGAAAUAAUGAAGAACUUCCAUGAUGAACACAUUCAGUGUAAGACUUUUGAGCCUGAUCAACAAGUGUUAUUGUACAACUCUCGAUUGCACUUGUGUCCUGGUAUGUUAAGGUCUCGGUGGAGUGGGCCUUUUGUGGUAAAGAAUGUUUUUCCUCAUGGUGUCGUAGAGAUUUUGAAUCCUCACAAUGGUAACGUUUUUAAGGUUAAUGGUCAAAGGCGCAAGCUUUUUAUCUCUAAUUUUGCAUCUGAGGAAUCUACUCUACAUCUGCUUGAUCCCACUUAG